This is a messenger RNA of Micromonas pusilla CCMP1545, 570 nucleotides long. RefSeq lists its product as uncharacterized. The record is from RefSeq and is a predicted model, not a curated record. Gene Ontology annotation, molecular function: zinc ion binding; tRNA-specific adenosine-34 deaminase activity. The transcript is spliced from 2 exons. The coding region runs from base 1 to 570 and encodes 189 amino acids. NCBI's taxonomy places the organism in Eukaryota, Viridiplantae, Chlorophyta, Mamiellophyceae, Mamiellales, Mamiellaceae. Gene Ontology annotation, biological process: tRNA wobble adenosine to inosine editing.
AUGGCGGCGUUCACCGCGGACGACGAGCGGCACAUGCGCGCCGCGCUCGCGGAAGCGACCGCCGCUCUCGACCGCUGGGAGGUCCCCGUGGGGUGCGUCCUCGUCCUCGACAACGAGAUCGUCGCGCGCGGGAGCAACCGAACGAACGAGCGUCGCAACGGCACGAGGCACGCGGAGUUCGAAGCGAUCGACGCCCUCCUCGCGGCGCACGCGAACGACGCGAACGCCGCGCGGUUCGAAGACUGCGUUCUCUACGUCACGUGCGAGCCGUGCAUCAUGUGCGCGGGCGCGCUGUCGCUGCUCGGAUGCCGGGCGGUGGUGUACGGGUGUGGCAACGACAAGUUCGGCGGCAACGGGUCCAUCCUGAGCGACGGCGGCGACGCGGCGGCGUCCAACGGCGCGCGCGGGGCGAGGCGGACGUACCCGUCCGUCGGGGGGUUAUUCGCGGAGGACGCGGUGGAACUUUUGCGGCGGUUUUACGUGCGAGGGAACCCGAAGGCGCCCAAGCCGCAUCGGACGCUGACGUCCGAGUCGUUGGCGAUCAGGGAGAGGCGCGGCGCGGACGGAUAG